GUUUCUAUACAUUAUUUAUUUUAGACUCUGGUAAUUGUGUCACACUAAAAAAAAACAAAAAAAUUAUAAGCCAAGGUGUUUUAAUUUUUCGUAUUGGACGUCAUGGAGGAAGUUUCUACACGAAAUAACUUCUGUGAAUGCGCAGAAUUCGAGGAGACACGUGUGCGUCGAAGCGAGUGUUUGAACCCUAAUGUCAUUGAUCUCCAACAGAGGCUAGACGUACUGAAUCCGGAUCCUUUGAAUGAUAUAACGUCUGCCAUCUCAAACCUACCUCCUGAGCUAGUCGUUGCAAUUCAGAAGUAUGUUGAUGACUUUGAAUGCGAAACUGCAGAAAUGAAGGGACAAAUUGAAAAAUUGAAGUCCAAACGCACGCAGGAUGAGGCACGAACAUGCACCAUAACAGUUAAGAUAGAUCGAUUAAAAGGCGAUAUCGCUUUUCUUUCCGAGAAAUCUUCGGCAGAUGCGCUGGCGUUUCAGAAUAAAAUGAAGCUCAGCUGUGAGUCUGUAAAGGAGCGGAACCGAGAGCUUGCAGAGAUUCGACGAAAGCGAGAGAAGGCCGAGAUGGAGAUUCGCCGCACUGAAAUGGAGAUCGAGCGGCUCCGAAAGAUCUCAAAGCGAGUACGUUGCUAAGGGAGUGGGUUGAGCAAAAAAUAGAACCCCCUCCUUCCCCCCUCCCCUACAAAAGACCGAGCCUAUAGGGCACUCAUGUGCAUAGAGAUGGUGAAUAGGAUGACUGAGUUUUACUUGUCUCCUGUUUAAGAUUAAAUUUAUAUCGGUAAUUUGCUUUAAAUAGAUUGGAUUGUCUAGAUCUUCUUUGCGUCAGAAUCAUUUAAA
This is a messenger RNA of Phytomonas sp. Hart1, 834 nucleotides long. Lineage: Eukaryota; Euglenozoa; Kinetoplastea; Trypanosomatida; Trypanosomatidae. The record is from the annotation of a GenBank genome assembly.